AUGGAGCUUGGAGGGAACAUGCAGGACAAUGGUGAACCAUACUGCUCACCUACUGACUGCCAUACUGGAGAUUCAGCCAACAUAGACAGUAGAAGUAAUUUAGAGGAAGCUGAGCAGGAAAUAUCUCAGUUAUCUCUAUGUGAAGAGGCGGAUAGUGAGACUGAUAACUCCCUCCUGAUCACUAGUCUUCCAGAAGUGGUGCUGGUUGAUAUAAUGAAAUACCUUUCGUUAAGUGACAGAUACCAUUUAAGCAUGACUUGUCGGUUAUUCUACAGUUUGUUCAGCCAUGCUCAUUUGUGGCGUGUGGCACACAUCAGUCUUGUAACCCAGGAGAAUUAUUCAGGUGGAGGAUGCCACAAGUGGAGGUUGGAAUCGGUCAUGCAUGAAACAAUGACUGAGAUUGUUCGCAGGUUUUCUCACCUGUUUCAGCACUUGUCUCUGGAACUGUUUCAUCAUGUCCAACCAUUUGAUGAUAAUUGUCGAAAAAUGCUGGAACGAUUAAAUCAGGAUUGUCGUUUGGAAAGUCUGUGUCUUCGACUUGGAUCCUUAGCUUCUAACGAUGAAUACAUUCAAAGAGCAUCUGCUCAAAGUAACAACUUUGAUGAUCUACCCCUGAUUGUAGGUUUAAUUAAGAAAGCUGUUCGUCUGAAAAAAUUAAGUAUCAUAUCCUGGCCACUUCACGACAGACAGAUUCAUAAUCAUGACAUAUUUCAAGCUCUUUUAGGCAAUGAAAAAAUAGUCGGUCUGGAAUCUUUAAGUAUUUUUUAUAUUGGAUCAAAGUCUGAGGCUUGGACUGAGCGAUAUCCCAAGUUACCUUCACCUGAGAUAACCCUUCAGCUGGUCUCACACUUCUUCAGCCUCACACAUCUGGCUUUGAGGUCUCCUAUGCUGAACAAUGAGAUCAUCCUUGAACUUGCUUCCAGAAAGAGAAACAGGCUCUCCCUACUUCAGAUCCUGAUUGUCUUUUGCAAAGACUCUGCUUUCCAGGAAGGAUACAAAAUUCCUGAAAUUUCUUCUAAAGCUUGGAAUGCCUUGAAGAGAUCCGCACCAGAGUUGAAAGUAGAGUAUCUGGCAUUUACAAGAAUACCUCAAGAACAAAUGAAUUUAAUGCUGAAACCAGAAGUGCCUCUGUCUUCAUUGACUGUUCUAACCUAUGGCAGGUGUGAUCAAGAAUUGAUCGAAACCCUUACGGAGCAUUACAAACAUACCUUAGAGAAGUUUACCUGUCUGUGUGAAGCAUCAGAUUGUGAUCAAGCCUUGGUUAACCUUGUGAGCUCCUGCAGUCAGCUUCAACAUUUAAUUUAUCAUGGGAGUGUCAAUUUUAAAACGGUCAUCAAAAUAGCUGAAAUUAUUAAGCAGAGGGGUCUAACGUUUGGUUGUUUUGAAUUUAAAGAAAGUAACAUACAGACAAAUAAUGAUGCAGAAGUCAGGAAUGACGAUGUUGUGGUUGCUAGAGAGGCAGAUAGUGAAGCGUAUUAUCUAGUAGGUGUAAGAUCAUGGCAUGAAGAUGAAAACCAGCGAAGAUCUAUCUUGGAUGAAAUGGCUGAGGUGGUGUCUCGUGCUCUUGGCUACAGAUGGCGACCUUUGAUUUGA
Molecule: messenger RNA, 1593 nt
Organism: Candidula unifasciata
Lineage: Eukaryota; Metazoa; Mollusca; Gastropoda; Stylommatophora; Geomitridae
Source: the annotation of a GenBank genome assembly